CAGAAAGAGCCGGGCGCGCGGACCGCGCCGGCGCGGGCGCGUCCCCGCAGGGCGCAGGCCGGGCUGGAGGCCGCAGGUGGCUCAGGAAAGGUCAUUUUGGUCACCAGGCAUGGAAGAUUUGGUGUUCGUUUGCAGCAACGUGUUCCACUCCUAAAUCCUGCACCUUCCCGGGUCUGGGAAACGUUCCCCGGCUCCCUCCCCUAGGCGCAACUCUGCAGUGGACCGGCCUUCCUGCGCCCCUGCUCUUGGCUGGCCAUGGGGAGCACCCUGGGCUGUCAUCGCUCCAUCCCCAGGGACCCUUCGGAUCUGUCCCACAGCCGAAAGUUCAGUGCAGCCUGCAAUUUCAGCAACAUCCUGGUGAAUCAGGAGCGGCUCAACAUCAACACGGCCACAGAGGAAGAACUGAUGACCCUGCCUGGGGUGACACGGGCCGUGGCCCGCAGCAUCGUGGAGUACCGGGAAUACAUCGGUGGCUUCAAGAAGGUGGAGGACCUGGCGCUGGUCAGUGGGGUGGGUGCCACCAAAUUGGAGCAGGUCAAGUUUGAGAUCUGUGUGAGCAGUAAGGGCAGCUCAGCCCAGCACUCUCCCAGCUCGCUGCGUCGGGAUCUGCUGGCCGAGCAGCAGCCACACCACCUGGCCACCUCGGUGCCCCUCACACCGCGAGUCAACAUCAACACAGCCACCCCGGCUCAGCUCAUGAGUGUGCGAGGCCUCACGGAGAAGAUGGCCCUCAGCAUCGUGGACUUCCGCAGGGAGCACGGCCCCUUUCGCAGUGUGGAGGACUUGGUGAGGAUGGAUGGGAUCAGUGCGGCCUUUCUGGAUAGGAUCCGACACCAGGUGUUUGCUGAGCGGUCCAGGCCCCCAUCCACCCACACCAACGGGGGCCUGACCUUCACUGCCAAGCCGCACCCCAGCCCUACCUCACUGAGUCUGCAGAGUGAGGACCUGGACCUGCCUCCAGGGGGUCCCACGCAGAUCAUCUCCACUCGGCCCUCCGUAGAGGCCUUCGGAGGCACGAGGGACGGGAGGCCCGUGCUGAGGCUGGCCACCUGGAACUUUCAGGGCUGCUCGGUGGAGAAGGCUAACAACCCCGGAGUGCGUGAGGUGGUGUGCAUGACACUCCUGGAAAACAGCAUCAAGCUUCUAGCUGUGCAAGAACUACUUGACAAAGAGGCCCUGGAAAAGUUCUGCACUGAGCUAAACCAGCCGACCCUGCCUGCCAUCCGUAGGUGGAAAGGGCCCCGGGGAAGCUGGAGGUCUGUUGUCUCUGAGAAGCCUUCCAGCCAGCUCCAGAAGGGGCCUGGGUACUCAGGAUUCCUGUGGGAUGCUGCAGCCGGGGUGGAGCUCAGAGAGGCCGCCUCACAGGACGACUCACCCAGCAAUGGGCACGGGAAGUGCCCAGGCCCCAGCCCAUACCUUGCAAGGUUCAAGGUGGGAAGUCAUGACUUGAGCCUUGUGAACCUGCACCUGGCGGCUCUCCCAGGCGGGGAGAAUUCCAGCAAAAACCACAGCGACAGCCCCCGGGUGGCGAGCUGUGUCCACACCCUCCAGGAGACCCUGAAAGGAGAAAAAGAUGUCAUUCUUUUAGGGGAUUUUGGCCAAGGACCAGAUAGCGCUGAUCAUGAUGUUCUGCGGAGAGAGAAGUUCCAUCACUUGAUCCCCUCACACACCUUCACCAACAUCAGCACCAAGAAUCCCCAGGGCUCCAAGGCUCUAGACAACAUCUGGGUCAGCAGAGGCUUGAAGAAGGUCUUCACAGGUCACUGGGCUGUUGUGAGGGAAGGUCUCACCAACCCUUGGAUUCCGGACAACUGGUCCUGGGGAGGCGUGGCUUCUGAGCACUGCCCCGUGCUGGCCGAGUUUUACAUGGAGAAGGACUGGAACAAGAAGGAAGGCCCCCGGAAUGGCAGCGCCGUCACCCUGGAGCGAGGAGAAGCCAGCAUUAAGCAUGAACGAUGACAAAGGCAGAUCCAUGUUAGAGCUGGCUCUGAACCCAGAACAGGAACGAGCCUUUCUGGGUGAAGGUUUGGGGCCUUCUAAUCUGGGAGGGCCUCGGCCCACACCCUCCACUGUGGACACUUCAGGGCACUUGAGGAGCACGCUGGGUGCUAACUGUGCCAUGUGGCUAAGCAGAACCCAAGGGGCACCAGUGUGUCUUGACUCUGGACGGUCUGAUCAGCAUGGUGGGUCUAGGUGGCUGCUGUCUGCAUGGGACCUGAAAACAGAGGCAGGGUUGGGGGAGAUAGAGAGAUGGGGAGAUGGCCUGGACUGCCUGAGCUCCCAUUUUAUUCUGGUCCCCAGGCUGCUUGAGAGAGCUACAAGUGUGAUGAGCACUCUUUCCAAAACUUCAACUGGUGAUAUUUUUUUUUUAGCUUUGUUUUGAGAAAGAAUAAACCUGUUCACCUGCCUGGCUGCAUGUGGGUGUGGUCAGCUGCAGGAAGAGAGGUGAGGAUGAAACUCAGGUCUGAACUUCACACAGUGAUAACAAGUGACUCUGGACCCACAACAUGGGAG
Messenger RNA from Dipodomys ordii (Ord's kangaroo rat), 2514 nucleotides. It is a transcript of the gene Eepd1, whose product is annotated as endonuclease/exonuclease/phosphatase family domain containing 1. NCBI's taxonomy places the organism in Eukaryota, Metazoa, Chordata, Mammalia, Rodentia, Heteromyidae. Gene Ontology annotation, cellular component: plasma membrane. Gene Ontology annotation, molecular function: catalytic activity; DNA binding. The transcript is spliced from 9 exons. The record is from RefSeq and is a predicted model, not a curated record. Gene Ontology annotation, biological process: DNA repair. Bases 256 to 1959 code for a protein of 567 amino acids.